Hypomesus transpacificus is the source of this 2303-nucleotide messenger RNA. It is a transcript of the gene slc38a6, whose product is annotated as solute carrier family 38 member 6. Gene Ontology annotation, biological process: amino acid transmembrane transport; L-glutamine transport. Gene Ontology annotation, molecular function: L-glutamine transmembrane transporter activity. The record is from RefSeq and is a predicted model, not a curated record. NCBI's taxonomy places the organism in Eukaryota, Metazoa, Chordata, Actinopteri, Osmeriformes, Osmeridae. Bases 696 to 1787 code for a protein of 363 amino acids. The transcript is spliced from 12 exons.
CCCCCCAACCCCCCCAGUUUACAACAGAGUCCCGGAGAGCCUCCUGCUGGAGUCCACAGGGCUCUGCAGCAGCCUGCCAGGCUGGAUAUCCCCGAGUCACUGAUAACCUCUGACCCCUAGCUGCUGUCCCCUCUGCCCCGCUCCAUCUGGGCCUGAAAUUAGACUUCUGCUCUAAUUGAUCACUGAUGGCAAACCCACCCUCAAGCCUCCAAGUGUUGAGUGACCUAAUGAGAGCCCCUUCCCCUCCCCCGUCCCCAACUUCCCUCCUCCAGCCCCAAGUACCUCUCCCCCAGAUGGGGGCUGAGGUGAUAUGUCCUCCACAGUCAUUAGGCCGUAGUCCUGAGUGGAUUACGGCCACAACCCUCUGGUAUGUUGGUGGUUUGGCCAGCAUGGGGCAGUGUGUGUCGUGUGUGUGUGUGUGUAUGAAUGCCAGCGCUCCACCAGUGCCCCCUGUGUCUGUCCACACCCCUGGUCCUUUUAUAAGAGCGCAAUUAGCCCCACUCAAAGUAAACACUCUUGUGCUCUGCUAAAGGCUGAUGGGCCAAUUGACCUUAAUUACUGUAUAGCCCCUGGCUCUCCCACACACUGUGGCCCCUCCCCUCUCUCUCAUAAUGAAAUGAAAGUGUCUCUGUCUUAUGUUAAAUGCUCUUCCCUGCUGUGUCUGGUGACCGCAUGCUCUGAGGGGCUACUCUGACAUGCUGGCUCCCCCCCCCUCCCCCAUGUUCUUUGAUGUUAUUAUUUCAAGUAGGGUGUGUAUUGAUUGUUACAAUCUUCUUUACUUCAGGGGUCUUAUGUUGAAAUCCAUGGCCUCCUAUUUGUUCAUCCUGAAGGAGGAGUUGCCAGCUGCCAUCACCAGCUUCCUCAGUCCGGACGCCUCAGAGGAGCUCUGGUACGAAGAUGGCAGGACGUUGCUGGUUCUGGUGACUGUGUUUGUGGUUCUGCCUCUCGCUCUGAUGCCCAAGAUCGGUUUCCUUGGCUACACCAGCAGCAUUGCGUUCAGCUUCAUGCUAUACUUUGCCAUCGUGGUUGUGAUCAAGAAAUGGUCCAUCCCCUGUCCCCUCCCGCACAACGCCACGAUAUAUCACCCAGACCACACUCAGUUCUCAAAUUCCUCUGACUCAGACUGUACGCCAAAACUGUUAGUCCUCUCCACAAAGAGUGCGUACGCUAUCCCCACCAUGGCCUUCUCCUUCCUCUGCCACACAGCCGUGCUGCCCAUCUACUGCGAGCUGGACCGGCCCAGUAAGAAGAGGAUGCAGAAUGUGACCAAUGUGAGCAUCUCUCUGAGCUUCCUGGUUUACCUAAUCUCCGCCCUCUUUGGCUACCUCACCUUCUACGGUCAGGUAGACUCUGAGCUGUUGCUAGGCUACGACGCGUACAUACCACGUGACGUCAUGGUGAUGACAGUUCGCCUGGCCAUCCUGCUAGCUGUACUCCUGACCGUGCCCCUCAUUCACUUCCCUGCCCGUAAGGCUGUGACCAUGACGCUGUGUGGGGACAGGCCCUUCUCCUGGGUCGCACAUGUCUUCAUCACCUUCCUGCUGCUGGGCAUCGUGCUUCUGCUUGCUGUCUUCGUCCCCGACAUCAGGAACAUGUUCGGGGUAGUGGGCUCCACCACCUCCACCUGCCUCCUGUUCAUCUACCCCGGCAUGUUCUACCUCCGCAUCAGCAACCAGCCUCUCACCUCCCUGGGGUCUGUUGGUGCUGUGGCUCUGCUGGUCUUUGGUCUGUUUGUGGGUGUCCUCAGCCUGAGUGUGAUCGUAGUCACCUGGACACAGAGCCCCUGAGCUGCCCUACUGUGGAAGGAUACCUGAAGGGAGACUGGAUGAACACAGGGAAACAGAGCAGGAGAUCAGAGACACUAGUCUACAUCUGUUGGUAACAGUGCCAAACAAUCAUGUAGGUGACACAAAUAAUGUUAUGAUUACUGACUUAUUUAUUACACUCAGUGAUGUGCAACGCAAGUCAUAUUCUCAUUGACUUUACAAACUUUCAAAACAAAUUCUGGUGAAAUUGUUUUGUUUCUGAUUAUUCUCUGGCACACUGGUCAGACUCAUGGAUGUUAUCUUGAGUAAAAUCAUUCGAUGUUCACUAAUAAUUUGGUUUCAGUGCUAAAUACAAUCACCACACAUACCAUGCAUACAUGUAUGUGAGCUGAAAAAGUGAGAUUUUGAUUAAAGAUGUGUUAUGUCAUGUUGUGCUUGAUGUUUAUGCUCCAUCCAUGUGAUUGUCUGCCUGUGAUGGAAGGCACUGUACAGUAGUAUAGAGGAAUUAUACACCUCAAGAUCUUUAUAAAGAUUCAU